AUGUCUUCCACCUGCAACUCAGAAGAUGUCCCGCACAAGCUCAAUGUUAAUAGCUCAGUUGGUCGGCGUUACCCCCGAUAUGUGCAUUGGUUCCGUCAGUAUUUGCCUCAUACGAACUGCGGCAGCUGUUCAUGUGAUGUGGACUGGGCAUACAAACGAAUUACAGUUCGUUUAUGGGACUACUUUCUCUCAGAAACGUAUUCCGAAUAUGUUUAUAUCCUUGACAAAGAUGGUUACUUAGACUACGCAGUAUUGGCACGUGACUUGGGUGUGGAAGAACUUUUGGCGGUAGCCACACGAUGUGUGACAGCGUGCCACUUCUGUACUCGUAGGUCUACGCGUGAACGAGCUGUAAGCACGAAAGCCAAGAUGGAAGGGAAAUCUUACUUGACAGUAGUUGAAAAUCCUCGCGGCCUCAACAAGAUUUUACGAGAAAUACCACGGCAGGAGGUGUCUUUGAGGAUGAUUCGCGUGCGUUGGUACCCCACCCCUGGCUCGACAUUCGAAGAGACAGUCGAGCCGUUGGAUAAGUAUGGCCGCCUAUCUCUUGGCCAAAUCGCUCGUCGACACAGUAUUGCAAAUGUUCACGUCUUUAAUCCUCGGAACAAGAAGCGCUUCAUUACCGACCGCAUGCGAGCUCUAUUCUAUGAUGAAUUCGAAAAGGUCAUGUUUCCCCAUGGUUUUAUUGCGCUCACUGAUGCCGCUGUCCCUAUGAAACCGGAAGGCCAAGUCAUAUGCUACGAGCUAUCUCAAGCGUGGAACAGGUUGACCCGUAUCUUUGGCACUGCGACCAAGAUGCCAAAGGCAAGCCAAACAUAUUAUUUGCCUCAGUCUGAUGUUACAAGGGAAGUGAACGAGAAUAAAGAUAAAUCGUACUGUUCGGACCAUGCUCGUCAGAGCGGAGGAAUUGAUUCAUACCCAGGACUCCACAGAAAAGUCGAAGGAUGUUUCGCCAAUCCCACACCCGCUCGAUGGGCAAACAAGCGAAUCACUAUUCGUCUCUGCGAUUAUUUCCUCUCAGAAACCUACUCCGAGUUCGAACACACACUUGACAAAGAUGGUGUUUUAGAUUAUGAAGAGUUAGCGCAUAACUUGGGCGUUACGGAAUUGAUGCCGGUCCCAGUGCGGAGUGUCAAAGAUGGCUUUGGUCAAAUUUAUCCCUCGACAAUCCACGAACCGCCUAGGAUCACCAGGUCCAUGAUGGAGGGAAGGAAGUACUUGAUUGUCGUGGAGAACUCUCGUGAUGUGGGUAAGCUGCAGCGUACUGUUCCGCAGAACGAGGUCUCAGUACGGUCAAUGCGCGUGCGAUGGUAUUCUACCCCCGGCACGGGUUACGAAGAAAGUGUCGAGCCCCUGGACAAGUACGGCCGCCUCUCUCUUGGGCAGAUCGCUCGUCAGCGUGGGGUUGCGAACGUCCAUGUUUUCGAUCCUAAGGACAACAAACGAUUCGCGACCGAUCGCAGGCGCGCCCUAUUUUUCGACGAGUUCGCAGGCAUCGUGGAUCCUGAUGGUUAUUUGGCUCUCACUGAUGCCGCGGUAGCUAUGCGCACCAAGAAACCACGUGGAGUGUCGUCUGUGGACACUGGAGAACGCUUGACGCGACAAAUCCGCCCUGUAAACUGGCUUCUUCGCACAAUGUUUCGGAGGCCGAGCAAGAUGAGAACUCCCAGAAAAGCAAAGAUGGACUAUGACACUUGUCGUGUGUAA
This is a messenger RNA of Sparassis crispa, 1707 nucleotides long. RefSeq lists its product as hypothetical. Bases 1 to 1707 code for a protein of 568 amino acids. The transcript has 14 exons. Lineage: Eukaryota; Fungi; Basidiomycota; Agaricomycetes; Polyporales; Sparassidaceae. The record is from RefSeq and is a predicted model, not a curated record.